AUGCCAAAGGAAGAGGAGAGGAGAGAAAAAGUAGUGUUAAGGCAAAUACCCACUCAUAACAACUAUAAUGCUCACAAUAGUGGUAAAUAUAACGUAGAGGAUUACCUUACCAAAGGGAAUACUGUUAAUAGUAAAUUUGCGAAAAUGGAAAAAAGGCAAAGGUUAAAAGCGUCUAGUUUGCCGUUGGCGGCAACUCCUCCGCGUCAACAGUUGCCGAAUUCGCCUCAAGAUUUUUAUUUGAGUGAUAAUGGUGACGGUGAAGAGAUUGAUGAUGUGGAUGCGUUGACGGAAAGUUUAUGUGAAGAAGAAAUUGAAUGGUACUGCACAUCUAUAAAAUCUGAACAUUUAACUAAUGUAGAUUUGACGCUCUUAAAAAAACGAGAGUCCAAAAUAUCAAAAUCAAUGGACACUCAAUUCGAAAUAAGCAAGUCUACUAUAAUUGAAAUGAUGAAACGGUACCUCGAAAAAGAAGAAAAAACGACGAAUAAAGUUGCCAACGAGUAUAAGUCUCGUAUGAAUGAACAUGACGAACAAAAGAUUGGCUGGUUAAAGAAAUUACAAUUGGAAUUUGAAGAAUAUCAGAAGGAAACCGAAAAUCUUCUCGAAGCCCUCGAAAAAAAUUAUACAGAGAGCUUACGACAUCGACGCGAAUUCGAUAAAGAGAUUGAACAAAUUCUUCAUGAUCAAGAACAAGAAGUUGCCCAGAUCCAAGAGAAAAUACUCGAUUCCAGUCAACAUAUUCGUCAUGCAUUGGCUGCUGCUGCAAAGGCAAUUUUUUCUUACUAUUCCGAAGUCUCACAGAGACCCAAUCUCAAUAAACAAUUACACUCUUUAUUCAAAUAA
Ambispora leptoticha is the source of this 843-nucleotide messenger RNA. The record is from the annotation of a GenBank genome assembly. Lineage: Eukaryota; Fungi; Glomeromycota; Glomeromycetes; Archaeosporales; Ambisporaceae.